UCUAAGUCUGAAAUACAGCUACAGACUUCCCCUCCCUCUCACCCAGAAAGUUUCCUGUAAGGAAAAUAGCAAGUAAGUUUGCAGCUACCGCUGCCAUCUUCGAGACACAGACAUGAACAUGAAAACAGUAGUGAUUCUGUUAGUGUUGGCGCUGGCAACAAUUUUUGCUUUAGUUUGCGUCUUGCUCACUAAAAAAGAAAAAAGCACUAGUUGUAUCCUCUCGGAGCUACAGAAUUCCCCCCAGAACAUCAAAAUUGGGUAUCAAAGCCAGGUCUUUGCUGACCUGACAGCAGAGGAGAUGGUCCAAGUCGUAAAAUACCUCAAGAACAACCUUGGCGUACAUCUGGAGGAUGCACUUUAUGCGAAACCGUCAGACAACUGCAUUUACUAUCUGGAUCUGCACUUCCCUACUAAAGCGGAGAUACUGGGCUUCCUCGAUCGCGGGAUGGAUCAGCCCCCUCGGCAGGCGUUGGCCGUGGUGUACUUUGGAGGUCAGCCAGAGCCAAAUGUCACAGAAUUUGUGGUAGGUCCUCUACCAUAUCCAACACACCAUCGAGACAUCACGCUGAGGAAAUUUGGCAAGAAGGUGCCAUAUAACAGCAGACCAGUGACAGAGAGGGAAUACAAAGACAUUGAUGACUUCAUUUUCCGGAAGCUUCAGGUUGCCUCUGAAUUCCUCAAGGUGUGCUGUGAGUACAACGGCACAAACUUGGCUACUUUGACCACAGCUCCCCGAGGAUUUGUGUCUGGCGACAGAAUCUCCUGGUUUGUGCUGUUCCAGAAUCUGCAGGGUAGUGGGUACUUCACCCACCCUAUCGGCUUGGAGGUGCUGGUCAACCACAGCAGUCUGGACAUUUCUCAGUGGGCCAUAGAGAAAGUGUUCUACAAUGGUGUGUAUUACCAGGACCCGAUGCAUCUAGUAACGGAAUUCAAUGAGGGACGUGUGAAGGAGGUAAGAGUGAAGAUGGUCCCGCACCAGAAUGACUUUGUUUCUAGGACACCUUCUGGGCCUUCUCCUCAUCCAGGCCCUUUCCAGUUCGAACCCCAGGGGAUACGUUACAGUGUAACCGACAGUCAUGUUGUCUACCAGUCCUGGGCAUUUGCCUUUGGGAUGAAUGUGAACACAGGGCCCCGACUCUUUGAUAUUAGAUUUAAUAACGAGAGGAUAGUGUAUGAGUUAAGUUUGCAGGAAGCCCUUGCUGUUUAUGGUUCUAAUUGCCCUGGAGGAAUGAUGGCCAGGUACAUGGAUGCUAGCUUUGGCAUUGGGAGGUUUGCUCAUGAACUGGUGCGGGGUGUGGACUGCCCCUACAUGGCCACAUAUGUGGACCGGUACUACUUGAUAGAUUCUGACACCCCAAAGCUGAACAAGAACUCCUUCUGCAUCUUUGAGCAUGACAUGAGUGUGCCUUUGCGUCGGCAUUUCUCUAACUUAGGUUCUUUCUAUUAUGAGGGGUUACCCAAGUAUGCUCUCAUCUUAAGGUCCGUUUCCACCCUUAUCAACUAUGACUAUGUCUGGGAUUUUGUGUUCUACCAAAAUGGUGCUAUAGAAGUCAAGGUCCAUGCCACAGGGUACAUUAGCUCAUCAUUCUACAGGGAUGGAGGUUCUGCAUAUGGAAACAGAGUGGCGGAACACACGCUUGGAACCUUACACAACCAUCUAAUAAACUACAAAGUUGACCUGGAUGUUGGAGGAAUCAAGAACUCCUUAGUGGCUGUCGACAUGGUAUUUGAAUCGUUCCCGGCCCCUUGGAACUCGGAGCACCAGAUUGAUCAGCCAAAGCUCACAAAGCAAAUCGUGGACAAGGAAGAAAAAGCUGCCUUCCCACUCAACGGCAGAGUCCCUCGUUAUCUGUACUUUGCCACCAACCGGGAGAACCAUUGGGGUCACAGGCGUGGCUACCGCAUCCAGAUUAACAGCUUCGCAGGGGACCACUUGCCUGAAACGAAUACCAUGGAGAAAUCAGUCAGCUGGGGCAGGUACAAGCUGGCCGUCACCAAACGUAAAGAGGAGGAGAUGCACAGCACCUGUAUUUAUAAUCAGAAUGACCCUUGGAGUCCACUGGUGACCUUUGCUGACUUCAUAGACAAUGAAACCAUCGUCAGUGAGGAUCUGGUGGCUUGGAUCUCAACUGGUUUUUUGCAUGUCCCACAUGCUGAAGACAUCCCUACCACUGUGACCAUAGGCAAUGAAGUGGGCUUCCUACUUAGGCCUUACAACUACUUUGAUGGGGAUCCCUCAUCCAGCUCCCCUAAUGGUGUCUACUUAACACCUACACAUGAUGCCAGUAAAUGUGAAAACAACCACAUGGCCUGUCUGCAAAAGGCAGCCUCAUGUUCCCCCAGCCUACCUACUUUCACUUACAGCGGCUUCGAGAACUUGACAGGUCCUUAACUAGAAGGAAUAUUCUGCACUUGGUCCCAAUCCUUGGCUUUUCAAGAUAUGCCCCAGCUUUAGCUGAAUGACAACUAUUCUGCAGUACAUGCCCUUUCUGUCUGUGCCCUUACCUGUGGCUGCCUCAUCAAUGCAAUCUUGUUUAUACCUGGGGAGAUUUUUCUGGCUUUAAUGGGACACUUCAUCCAACUGUUCUUUGUAUAUUGUGUGUACAAUAAAGUCACUGUGUGUUGCCUCUGUUAGCAAGUUAUAGGCUGAUUUGCUAAAUGGUGCAGUAUGUACAGUGGUUACUCCCUGUUUGAAAAGUAUUUGUAAUGGGGAUGACGGUGUGAUUACACUAUAAAAUGAAUUGGGAGGUGGAAAAUGAAUUGGGAGGUGGAUCAGGUUUUGGAAGUUUGAAGUUACAUGAUAGUCUUGUGGGUUUUUGCAUCAGUAUAUGCGUCCUCUUGGGAAAACUUUUAAUCUGUUUUUAAGCUGUGUUGUACAUUGGCAGAGGGGGCUGCACAGAUUUUUAGAAAUGUUGCAUUUGAGGUUUUGUCUUGCACCUGCCCACCAUCAUGCUAGCUACCUCUCACAGCCACUAGUCGCUGCUGUUGUGGUGUUAUUUUUAAUUUUUAAUUUUUUAAUUUUGUUUCUUGUGGUCUAGCAUAGCACUAGUCUAGUACGGCAGAUAGAAAAAUUUAAAAUAGAUCAGACUGCAAGCUUUCCCUUCAGCCACAUAUAUACAUACAUACAUACAUACAUACAUACAUACAU
Pogona vitticeps (central bearded dragon) is the source of this 3148-nucleotide messenger RNA. Its product is annotated as amine oxidase copper containing 3. Gene Ontology annotation, biological process: amine metabolic process. NCBI's taxonomy places the organism in Eukaryota, Metazoa, Chordata, Lepidosauria, Squamata, Agamidae. The record is from RefSeq and is a predicted model, not a curated record. Gene Ontology annotation, cellular component: plasma membrane. Gene Ontology annotation, molecular function: quinone binding; copper ion binding; primary methylamine oxidase activity.